GACGUCAUCAGCGUGCGACUAACUUCUGGUGACAGGAAAGAAGAAGGAAAGAUGGCUGCAAGGUUACUGCUCCGCUCGGCUGUUCGAGCCGCGACAACCUGCCGGGCUGCCCCGGUCCCGGCUCUGACCCGCGGCAUGGCGGCUGGAGGGAUCCCCACUGACGAGGAGCAGGCCACCGGCCUGGAGAAAAUCAUCAUGAAGGCCGCCAAGGAGGCGGACCCCUACAGCAUGAUGAAGCCUAAAGAGUACGCUGGCUCCAAGGCCGAUCCUCACCUCGUUCCCUCCAUCACUAACAAGAGGAUCGUGGGAUGUGUCUGUGAAGAAGACAACACGGCCGUGGUCUGGUUCUGGCUCCACCAGGGUGACGCCCAGCGCUGCCCCUCCUGUGGGUCCCACUACAAACUGGUGGCCCACCAACUCCCCCACUAACCCCCCCACACACACACCUCUCUUAACAUAGACAUAGGUCUCUAAUAGCAUAUGUUACUAGAUACAUAUGUCUCUAAUAACAUGUUACUAGAUACAUAUGUCUCUAAUAACACAUGUUACUAGAUACAUAUGUCUCUAAUAACACAUGUUACUAGAUACAUAUGUCUCUAAUAACAUAUGUCUCUAAUAACACAUGUUACUAGAUACAUAUGUCUCUAAUAACACAUUACAUAUGUCUCUAAUAACAUGUUACUAGAUACAUAUGUCUCUAAUAACAUAUGUCUCUAAUAACAUGUUACUAGAUACAUAUGUCUCUAAUAACAUAUGUCUCUAAUAACACAUUACAUAUGUCUCUAAUAACAUGUUACUAGAUACAUAUGUCUCUAAUAACAUAUGUCAAUAAUAACAUGUUACUAGAUACAUAUGUCUCUAAUAACAUAUGUCUCUAAUAACAUGUUACUGGAGACAUAUGUCUCUAAUAACACAUGUUACUAGAUACAUAUGUCUCUAAUAACACGUUACUAGAUACAUAUGUCUCUAAUAACACAUGUUACUAGAUACAUAUGUCUCUAAUAACACAUGUUACUAGAUACAAAUGUCAAUAUAGACAUAUGUUACUAGAGACAUAUGUCUCUAAUAACAUAUGUCUCUAACAACAUGUUACUAGAUACAUGUCUCUAAUAACAUAUGUUACUAGAGACAUAUGUUACUAGAGACCUAUGUCAUUAAUAACAUAUGUUAUUAGAGACAUAUGUUACUAGAGACCUAUGUCUCUAAUAACAUGUUACUAGAGACAUACGUUGUUAUAAUAUAGACAUGUAUCAUGCAGCUGAAAUAUUCCUCUUAGCUUCAGAACGGGGAGAAGAAAGGUCAGAUAGUCUCCAGGAAGUGUAUUUAUCCUGGAACAUUUUAUUUCCUGGAGUUGUGAGCCGUCGUCUGAUUGGUCUCUGACUCGUUCUGUCUAGAGAUGUUCCGAUACCAUUUCUUUCCUUCCCAAUAUGGCCGAUACCGAGCACCGAUCAGAUACCCAUGUGUGUCAUAUUAUCUACUAUCUACUAUCUCUGUAUGGAUGUGAUGCGACCGCUAUCAUUGUUGUUUAACUCUUUGGGGAAAGCCAUUGUCAUAACUGGGAAAAGAACGUGACGUGGUAUCGGUUCGGUGCAUAAACUCCAGCACUCGCUGAUCCGGUACCAGAGUUUUAGGCAGCAUCGGAGGCUUUUAGAUACCGGUAUCGGAACAUCUCGUUCUGUCUCGUACUUGAUAGACCUGCUGACCUCAUCAGUCUUUGCUUUACGUGUCGGCGCAGGGAUCACAUGUGGUUUGGGACACAACUGUUUUCUUCAAACAUUUCCAUUCAUCGUUCAGUUUACAUUCACACACUCGUGUACUGUAUUGUAAUGUUACACUCUGGUCCACCUCACUCCUUUGACUCAACCAAUAAAAUCCUCAUACUUUA
Molecule: messenger RNA, 1885 nt
Organism: Perca fluviatilis (European perch)
Lineage: Eukaryota; Metazoa; Chordata; Actinopteri; Perciformes; Percidae
Product: cytochrome c oxidase subunit 5B, mitochondrial-like
Exons: 4
Coding region: 52-429 (125 amino acids)
Biological process (GO): mitochondrial electron transport, cytochrome c to oxygen
Cellular component (GO): mitochondrial envelope
Source: RefSeq, a predicted model, not a curated record